Messenger RNA from Ceratosolen solmsi marchali, 2347 nucleotides. RefSeq names its product zinc finger protein 236-like. The annotation marks the transcript as partial. NCBI's taxonomy places the organism in Eukaryota, Metazoa, Arthropoda, Insecta, Hymenoptera, Agaonidae. Gene Ontology annotation, cellular component: nucleus. The transcript has 8 exons. Gene Ontology annotation, biological process: regulation of transcription by RNA polymerase II. Gene Ontology annotation, molecular function: DNA-binding transcription factor activity, RNA polymerase II-specific. The record is from RefSeq and is a predicted model, not a curated record.
UUCUACAAAUGCAACGGAUUUUCUUUAUUUUGUAGAAAAUUUUCGACCAACAGUGCGUUAAAGGCUCAUCGGCGAAUACAUGAUUUAUUGAAGCCGUAUAAGUGUUACGUUUGCAAUAGAAAUUUUUCAACAUCGAGCAGCAUGAAGAGACACCAUAUUACCCACAGUAAUAAACGGCCUUAUAUGUGUCCGUAUUGUAAUAAAACGUUUAAAACAACGGUGAAUUGUCGUAAGCACAUGAAGGUACAUAAGCAAGAAAUUGCCCUACAGCAAUUGGAAUCUGAGAAAAAGCAGCAAGAGUGUUCAAAUUAUUCGUCGAAUAAUAUUGAAAUAAUAAUGACAGAUCAAAAUAUUAUUAAUGAUCAAGAAAUAACUUUCCAACCAAUUACAAACGAUUUGAGACCAAAUUUAAACGAAUCCAUUGAAACGAUGAUUAAAGAUAAAGAUACACCUUUUAUCACUAUUUCUCCAUCGUCGCAAAACAUUAACGUGACAACGCAAAAUAUACCCCUAGUAGAGAAUCCUAACAUAGGUACAACUCAAGCAUUACAUGCCGAUGAGACUGGCACUAUUACCUUACCUAACUAUUCGGGUAACCAAUCGCUUACACCUGAGAGCAUAAGAGAAAUCGAAGAGACUUUAAAUCAGCAAUUAUUUAGCAUUGGAAUGAAUCUCGCGCUGAACAAUACCGUCAGACAGAUUGAGGAGCAUAAUAAUCCUUCUCUGGAAAAUCGCGAACAACCUAUUUUAAGUAUAAUUUAUGAUAAUGGCAAGAGUUUGGAAUCCUCCAUUAAUACGGCCAUAAAUGCAAAUGUUUACACUUCGCAGUAUGAUGCAUUUGACAUUAAUCAAAUAACGUUGCAGGAGGACAAUGACCUUGACAUAGGAAUAGCGCAUCCUAAUGCAACUAAUAUGGCUAGCAUUUUACCACAAUCUAUACAAGAGCAUUCGCAAUAUAAUCCACAAUUGAUUGAUCAAGAUUUUCAAAAUACUGUCAUUCUUAAGCCAGAUUAUUUGAAGAAGGACAUGGAAGUAUUUAACGAUUCUUCGCUUAUCAAUAUGGAAAAGGAGCCGUCGUCGUACAAUGAAAGCAAUAAGAUCUUACUUACAGAUCAUAAUUUUCAGUGCCGUAUUUGCAAUAUGCCGCAAUUUAGCACCGAUGACCUCAACGAGCAUUUAAAGAUACACGAAGAUAAUAAGGAAUAUCAAUGUAGCCAUUGUUUUUCGAAAUUUUGUACAAACGCAGGCCUUAAUAAGCAUUUAAAGGUCCAUACAAGUUUAGAGACACAUAAGUGUUACGAAUGUAACGAGGAGUUUUCAACGACAUUACAAUUAAGAAAGCACAUAAAAGAUCACGUGAAGUUCGAGCUGCAACUCAAAAGUUUAACAGAUCAAGACGAUAUGAAUAUUAAUCUUGAAUCGAAAAAGGACGAUGAAAUCGUCGAUAAAAAGUAUAAUAAAUGUAAAUAUUGUCCUAAGAUUUUCCGUAAACCCAGUGACCUCAUAAGACACGUUAGAACCCAUACCGAUGAUCGGUUAUUCGAAUGUCCUCUGUGCGACAUGACGUUCCCGACCUCCGGCCACCAAAAGCUGCACCUCGCAUCCCACGAGCAGGAUCCCAAUCCAUUGGUGAGCUCGGCGAUCCAAUCGAUGGACGCGAUGACGGGUAUCGUGACACCCGAGCCCAAUGAUCCCAAGGACGGGCAGAUCGUUCGGAUCGUACACACGGCACCGGUGAUCCAGCCGCUUCUCGAGCCGACGGUGGACGGCCAUCAGACUAUCGACGUGAACUCGGGCCUCGGUGGCCUAGCCGGCGAUCAGAUAACCUUCAAUGCGGACGGCGCCGUUUCGAGCGACAGCAACGGCUUUCUCUUAAACGAGAAUAACCAGCUCGUCGCCAAUCUUCAGUUUCUGCUUGCCAAUGGCCUCGUCACUAUACAUACGGAGGACCCGGCGCUCGCCUCUCAGCUGCCACUCUCCUCUUCGAGCUGCGCCCAGAAUGACUUUCUCGCGACGAGCGUCGCGCAAAAGGUACAGGACCAGGCGACCGACCUCCAAGUCAUAUUCGCCGGUGAGAUACCGGACGCGGUGGUGACUCCUUUAACCAACGAGGCCGAUUUUCAGCUCAACAAUAGCAUGGUUUUGCAACUGGAAAAUAUCGACUCGACUGUGCCCGACAGGAACGACGAGAGAUGUCUCAAGCAGAUCAAGACAGCAAGGUAAACCGAGGGCUCCUUUCAUCUCCAAACUGCCUAAUAUCUCUUAAUAUUGAAACGAACUUGACUUUCAACACUUCAUCCUAAUAAUAAUAAUUUUGAAUUUUGUUAUAUCAACCUAUACAUUCGUU